Molecule: messenger RNA, 2483 nt
Organism: Corticium candelabrum
Lineage: Eukaryota; Metazoa; Porifera; Homoscleromorpha; Homosclerophorida; Plakinidae
Exons: 9
Coding region: 34-2382 (782 amino acids)
Source: RefSeq, a predicted model, not a curated record
UGUGAUGAUGGUGGAUGGAGCAGUGAAGCAGACAUGGCAAACUAUGGAGCAGACUCAGCAGACUCUGAAGCAGCUAUAGACUCAGCAGACUCUGAAGCUGACAAUGUUGAGGAGGGCAUUGAAACACGAGAUGUGCAUGAUCUCGAGACUGAAGCGGCUUGUGAUAUCUCCACAACACAUGGACUGUAUGAAGGGUCUCUAAUCUCUACCAAAGCGACUUUGGCAUUGCUCACACAGUUAGCACAACGUCAUAGGCUUUCAAAAAGCGCUUUGUGUGAUUUUAUGAAAGUUAUUUCAGUACUUUUGCCACAACAGCCAGAUGUACUCAAGUCUGGAUUUCAUUUCAAUAAGGCUGUCAUAAAUUUAACAACACAGUUAGCCAAGCCAAUUGUUCACUAUCUUUGUCCUUGCUGCAAGAGUCUGAUGAAAGAGAAGUCAACGUGCUUGACAGCGGGUUGCCUCUACAGUGGUGUUGAAGAGCCCCUGUAUUUUUUUGAACUCCCGAUUGAAAACCAGAUACAGGCUCUUUUUGCAGAUCAUCCUGAAUUUUAUAAGUCACUUGAAAUCAACUUUGGCAGACGGCAUGGCUGUGUAACCUUGAGCGACGUUUAUGAUGGACAAGUUUAUCAAUCAUUGGUAGAGUCUGGAUACUUGCAGAAUAUCUUCCACCUUACACUGGGAAUGAAUACCGAUGGAGUUCAGUUGUUUAAAUCACCACAAACAAGCAUGUGGCCAGUGUAUUUCAGAAUUAAUGAGUUACCACCUACUCUAAGGUCAUCAAAGAAAUAUCUUCUUCUUGCUGCAGUUUGGUGUAGACAAGAAAAACCACCGAUGCACUGGUUUCUCAGGCCUGUCAUUGAUCGACUUAAUCGACUAUAUACUGAAGGUUUUGAAAUUUGUCGCCCACAAUGCCAACCUGAAAGAUGCCGUCUGAAAGUACUGUUCUGUGUGGCAGAUUUACCAGCUAAGGCUCUGCUUCUCCACUGCCAACAGUACAACGGUUGCUUUGGAUGCUCAGAGUGUGAAAUAAAAGGGCAAGUGGUACCAAGGCUUAGAGGCCACACUACAUCUUUCUGGCAACAGUCUCUUGCCAUUAAGCGAACGCACAAGUCUGUAUGUCAUCAAGCUCAAGUAGCUCUCCAAACAAAUAAGGUAGUUGUGGGAGUAAAGGGUUACUCACCACUUAGCUGGCUUGAUGAAUUUGACGUAGUCAAACAGACACCUAUAGACUACAUGCAUUGUGUUCUCUUAGGAGUCACUAAGAUGUUACUCAAUCUAUGGUUUAACAGUCGCAACAAGACUAAUCCGUACUACAUUGGGCAUCACACUGGCCUGAUUGACGAGAGAUUGUCAAGUAUCUUUCCUCCUACAGAGAUAUCACGAAAGCCAGGGUUAAUAUCUAAGAUGAGUGAUUGGAAGGCAUCUCAGUACCGGGCAUUUUUGUUGUAUUACAUGGUCCCUGUAUUAGCAGAUGUUCUUGAUCAGCAGUAUUGGAUUCAUGCGUUUUGCUUGGCUUCUGCACUUCAUUCUCUUCUGUCCUCGUCAAUAACUGCAGAUGACCUACUAGUCAUUGACCAGUCAUUGAAUCAGUUUGUGACUGAUAUGAAACUACAUUAUGGUCUGGAAUACUGCUCUAUGAACGUUCAUUUACUCACACAUCUGGUCGAUCAUGUCAAAUUAUUUGGGCCUUUAUGGACUCAUUCAUGCUUUGAAUUUGAAUCAGCCAACCUGAGACUCAGGAAUUUGGUACAUGGGAAGCGUUAUCCUGACCAACAGAUUGUUAAUGGAUGGCACCGUGAGCAUUGUGCCUUUAACAUAAGUCAAGAGAGCAAGGAAGUUCAAGCACUGCACGAAUCACUGUCCCAUUCAAGUGUGAGAUCCGAGAAUAACUGCAAUGAGGUGGCAUUGAAGUGUAAAAGAAAACAAUGUUUGGAUGGAGAUCAGGUCUCUGCUUUGAUGAUGGUACUUGGGCAGGCACCUGAAGCUUGUGAACUGUACACGAGAGCAAGUUGGAGUGGGAAGACCUUUUGCAGUUCAGGCUACUUGAAAUCAAAGAGGAUGAACAGUGUGGUCCAGUUUCAGAAGUCUGUGGGAACCACUCAGUUUGGGCUCAUAGAUUGUUUUGUGAGCCCAAUUCCAUCCAUGGCAGACUUUGCUGCUGCACUAGUGCUGCCUUUUGAUGCUAGACCUUUGGCUCCGACAGGUGUACCAUUAAUUCAACAAAAAUGGCUGGCAGUAUCUUUGAGACCAAGAAGUGACUUGCUGGCUAUUCCUAUAAGGAACAUUGUCCGGAAGUGUGUCUAUGUCCAGAUAUCCAGCACCAGAUUCAGAAAUGCUCAGUCCUAUCUAUCUCUCAUCCCUAAUGAAAUAGAAGUAGAUUGAUAAGUUUUACAAUAUUACUAUUUUUAAGUUGUAGCUGGUUGCAUUAUAUCAUGUAUUAUAAUUAUAAAGUGGAUACACAAUAGAGCUUUAUGAGUAUCCAA